AGAGCUGCGACAUACACAAAGAAAGGGGACAGGAGGGAGCGGGCAGAAGUAUAGGUAUGAGUAGUAGUGAGUACCUGUGUAUAUGAGAACCUGGUGUGAAGGUGGAAUGCCAGUAGAUGAAUGCACAGCUGUGCAGUCUUGUGGAUGUUUGGCUGCCUGGAGGAGUGUGUACCAGAGCUGUGUAUGUGUGUGAGGGCAACUUUGCCUGAGACAGAUCUGGUGGUGCUUCAAGAAGACUUGUUAAGGUCCCUUGCAACCAUGAAGAAGUCUAGAAUGGUACAGGUGCUCCUGGUUCUGGCAAUUCUGUCCUUCCUUCUGAUCCACUUCCACUUCCUACCCUGUAGCGGCAAUGCCCCCUUGGAAGAAAAACCUUCUCCAGUCCACAUCCUCAUUCUGUCCUCCUGGCGAUCGGGAUCCUCCUUCACUGGACAAAUCUUCAGCCAGCACCCCAGCGUCUUCUACCUGAUGGAGCCUGCAUGGCAUGUGUGGGUUACAAUGUACCAGAACAGUGCCAAAGUCUUGCACAUGGCAGUGCGGGACCUAGUCAGAUCAGUCUUUCUGUGUGACAUGUCUGUGUUUGAUGCUUACAUGUCUAGCCAGAAGAAAAAGUCUGAUUUAUUUAAGUGGGAAACAAGCCGAGCCUUGUGCUCCCCCCCUGCCUGUGACUCAUUCAGUCGCAGUGACAUAAUCACGGCAGGCAAUUGCAGAACGAUCUGUGGCAAGUACCCGUUCAGCAAGGUGGAGGAAGCUUGUAAAACCUACAGCCACGUUGUCGUCAAGGAGGUUCGGUUCUUUGACCUGAAAGUUCUCUACCCCCUUCUCACUGAUCCGUCCUUGAACCUCAGAAUCAUUCACUUGGUACGUGAUCCUCGGGCUGUGUUCACAUCCCGAGAGAAAACAAUGGCAGACCUGAAACGUGACAGUAACAUUGUUGUGGGGUCCCAGAGGACAGAGGGAGAAAUGGGGCCCUACAACACAAUGCAAGUAAUCUGCAAAAGCCAUGUUGAGAUUUACAAGGCAGGCAGGCAGGCCAUUCCCAGCUUCCUGAAAGACCGCUACCUUCUGGUUCGCUAUGAAGACAUUGUCAGAGACCCGCUAGCAAGGGCUGCUCAGAUGUACAGGUUUGCAGACCUCCAUUUCACACCAGAACUUCAGAAUUGGGUGCACAACAUCACCCAUGGGAAGGGGCAAGGAGCACAGGCCUUUGAUAUUGGGUCCAGAGAUGCGCGGAGAGUAUCCGAAGCCUGGAGGAACACCCUUCCCUUCCAGAAGAUAGAAAAAGUGCAAAAUGUGUGCAAGGAUGCAAUGGACUUGCUGGGCUACCGGCUUGUUCAGUCUGAAGAAGAGCAAAAAAAUAGGUCCCUGGAUCUUUUGUUUCCCCAGGACUCCUCUGAGUAACAAAUUCUGAAGGCAGAAAAGUGGUUCUCUGUACCUACUCUCUGAAGGCUGCAGAGUGGAGCUGAAGAGUGGAGAACUGCAAAAGAGGACAGAGGUGCACACACGUGUGUGUGAAAGUGCGUGCAUGGACAUGCUAUGCAAGGACAAGUAACACAGGAACCCCGACUGCACUCAUGAGAGCUUUCUCAGCAGCACAGGGUCGCUCUCUAAGGCCCCUGGAGGCUCAGCCACAAUGCAGGCUGAAGUAAUGCAAGCCUGUUUUCCAAAUUAAGUCCAUGGUUUAUGCGAAAGAGGAAGUACAUGUAGGUUGGAGCAAACAAUGCCAAAAGGGUGGGACCGAUGGCAGAGCGCAAACCCCUCACAGACUGCAGCUACAUACUAUUGAAACCGCAUGGAGCAAUUGCACUGCAAAGGAACAGGGGAUAUAAAUGGAAUCUGAAUAAAGAGAGCAUUAUUUGUCAUGCUGCCACCCAGCAUAUGUAAGGCCAGAGUGACACAGGAUGACCAGACAUUGGUUUCUAGAAGAAUCCUUUUUUCAGAAUGGUUGAGUUUUCAAGACUGGUUUCUGUUUUGCUCCAUUCCUGUGACUGGGCAUCCAGCCUUGGUGGCAAUGUUGGGUAGAUAUGUGUGUCCACUUAGUAUAAAAUGGGAAAAGGGAAUAAACCAGCUAUAGUUGAAAAUAAAAACUCCAGGGUUUGCGUAUUGUGAUCCAUUUCUGGGACUAUGUGAAUCCAUUUAUUUUUGAGCUGAAAUAAUUCUGUCUUCUAGCUUUCAAACCAAGAAUAGUUGUUCCCCUGGGAGUUCUCACAGUCCACAUAUGUGACUGAGAAGGAUUCAUGCUAAGGUUGAGACUCUAAGGACAAGGUAAAGACACGGGUUCUAUUGCUAUAAAUACUGGAACUGGGAAGAUAGGUUUAUGGCAGUGGACAGAAGAAGCCAAGAGGAGAACAGGAAGUUAUCCUAUUGAAUUAUUUGGUGAGAGUAUUUCCUGUCUUAGAGCACAACAAAAUUAUAUUUAAUAGACUCUGCCAUUCUUCACCAUCUCCAUUGGCGACACCGUUCUCCUGCCUCCAAUGGGAAUAUGGAGCUCAAACCUGAACAACAGAAUUACUUUUACCUGUUUUUAACAGUGUUCUAUAAGACAAGGAGAAAAGCUUGUUACCAGACUUGGGGAGUGAAAUGCCUACACAAACCUCCCCCCAAACAUCCUCUUUUGUGCGUAAAUUGCAGUCCCUUUAACAUGCAUCUAUUUAACAGUGCAUUCAGAUAUUGCUCCAGAGCUGCAAUAUUUCCACUACCCUGCAGACAGCAAGGCAGCUGGCCUAAGGCAGGAUCACAAGCAUCAACAAGGGAUGAGGCUUGAUUCUGAGGAUGUGCAUCCUGGAGAGAAGGUGAUUAAGGCAAGGCUGGGCAUUAGAGGUCAUCUGAGGAGCCUGCAGGCAGGAUCAGGGCAUUCAGGGCCAUGGGAAGCUGUGUUCCU
Molecule: messenger RNA, 2878 nt
Organism: Phalacrocorax carbo (great cormorant)
Lineage: Eukaryota; Metazoa; Chordata; Aves; Suliformes; Phalacrocoracidae
Source: RefSeq, a predicted model, not a curated record